Messenger RNA from Liolophura sinensis, 697 nucleotides. Its product is annotated as large ribosomal subunit protein uL13-like. NCBI's taxonomy places the organism in Eukaryota, Metazoa, Mollusca, Polyplacophora, Chitonida, Chitonidae. The coding region runs from base 33 to 644 and encodes 203 amino acids. The record is from RefSeq and is a predicted model, not a curated record. The transcript is spliced from 7 exons. Gene Ontology annotation, biological process: translation; negative regulation of translation. Gene Ontology annotation, molecular function: mRNA binding; structural constituent of ribosome. Gene Ontology annotation, cellular component: ribosome; cytosolic large ribosomal subunit.
GUGCAACCCGCGAUCCUGCCUUUUUCACCGACAUGGGUUUCCAGAAUAAGCCCAUUAUCAUUGACGGCAGAGGACAUCUGUUGGGUCGUCUGGCUGCAGUUGUGGCCAAGACCAUCCUCCAAGGACAAAGAGUUGUUGUUGUGCGAUGUGAGGGCAUCAACAUUUCUGGAAACUUCUACAGAAACAAAUUGAAGUACCUGAACUACCUGAGGAAGAGGUGUAAUGUAAACCCAGCUCGUGGCUCCUUCCACUUCCGUGCCCCCAGCAAAGUCUUCUUCAAGGCUGUCAAGGGUAUGGUGCCACACAAACUAUUCAGAGGAAAGGAAGCGUUGGCUAGACUGAAGGUGUUUGAAGGAAUCCCGGCACCUUAUGAUAAACAGAAGCGCCUUGUGGUACCAUCAGCCCUGAGAGUUAUCCGGCUCGAUCCCUGCAGGAAGUACUGUACUCUGAACAGACUUUCUCAUGAGGUGGGAUGGAAAUACCAGAAAGUAAUUGGCACUUUGGAAGAAAGACGGAAGGUGAAAUCAAAGCGUUUCUAUGAAAGGAAGAAACAGGAACUGCACCUUCGUCAACAGGCAAAGGAGAAUGCACAGCCCAAAAUCGCUGAGUUCCAGAAAGUUAUCGAGGGCUAUGGUUACAGUUAAACAUUUCCUGUAAAGACUCACACAAUCUGAAUGAAGAAAAAAAAAUCAUGCAA